AUGGACGAAAAAUUAGGGCUAAAAUUAGGGCAAAUCUCAAUCGCAGAUGCGGAGAAGCUAAUUAUCGACAUCGAGGAAAAUGAAGUGCGAUUCAGUGCAGAGGAAUGCAACCGAAGCCUAUUUGGGAAAGGGAUAGAUGAUAAAAAAGCGAACUGGUUGGGCAUGAAACGGAAAAUGGGUCUACUUUGGCGUAUGGGGAAUGCUCUGGAAGUUCGAGAAUUGAGUGACAACUACUUCCAAUUUCUCUUUCCAAAUAGAGAAGCACUGCAGAAAGUGGAUAUGGGGCGAUGCUGGAUAUUCGAGAACCAAUACUUAAUUGUGCAGCCAUGGCAAGAGGGUUUAUCAGAAAAUCAUCCUAGCUUCAAUGAAUUGACUGUAUGGGUACAAGCACAGGGGGUGCCUAUCAAUUGGAUGAGCACAGAUGUUUGGCUGAAGAUAGGGAAUGCAUUUAUGGAUAUAAAAAAUGUGAUGCUAGUAAAAGCAGGUUUUAAAGGUAGCAGAAUUCUUCGUCUUCAGGUUAGUCUGGAUGUCAGGAAGCCAAUUCCAAGGUGGACUUCUAUAAGAUUGGGCGAACAAAUUGUCACAGUGUAA
Striga hermonthica is the source of this 591-nucleotide messenger RNA. Lineage: Eukaryota; Viridiplantae; Streptophyta; Magnoliopsida; Lamiales; Orobanchaceae. The record is from the annotation of a GenBank genome assembly.